Messenger RNA from Apis cerana (Asiatic honeybee), 1325 nucleotides. It is a transcript of the gene TBCB, whose product is annotated as tubulin-binding cofactor B. Gene Ontology annotation, biological process: post-chaperonin tubulin folding pathway; cytoplasmic microtubule organization; tubulin complex assembly. Gene Ontology annotation, cellular component: nucleus; cell cortex; microtubule plus-end. Lineage: Eukaryota; Metazoa; Arthropoda; Insecta; Hymenoptera; Apidae. Gene Ontology annotation, molecular function: microtubule plus-end binding; alpha-tubulin binding. The record is from RefSeq and is a predicted model, not a curated record.
UUUUCAAUUUAUCCACAGAAUUCUACAUUACCAUCUUUUCUCUACUAUAAUUUAAAUAACCUUAUUUUAUAUGCAAAGUCUAAAAGUCUUAUAUACAAAGUCGCCUGCAAGUUGAUUUGAAAACAUUUCCUUCUUCAUUAUAAGAAAUAUGAGUGAUUAUAACGUAAUAACAUCAGAUUUUGUAAAUUUAUCCAUUACUAAUUCUAGCCAAAAUUCAUAUUGUGUAGAACGACGAUUUCAGAAAGGAAUAACAAUUGAUGAAUUUAAAGGAAAAUUGGAACUUCUUACUGGUGGUAAUCCAAAAACAAUGAAAAUUGAAGUAUAUGACAAAAAUGAUAAAUUAAUUUGCAAAUUAGAUGAUAACCACCGUUUAUUAGGAUCAUAUCCUAUUGAUGAUGGAAUGCGACUACAUGUAAUAGAUAAUUUUUCUCGUACUGAAGAAAAUUUAAACAAUGUAGAAAAAUUUGAAAUAUCUGAAGAAGAAUAUGCUAAAAGAACAGAUACAGUAAAGGCAUUUUUGGAAAAAAAUAAGUUAGGAAAAUAUAAUGAAGAAGAAAUGAAAAGAAAAGCAGAAGAGAAAAAACAAGAAGAAGAAGCAGAAAGAACAGCUGCUCAAUUAUGUAAAAUUGGUUCUCGUUGUGAAGUUUGUGUACCAAAUCAACCAAAACGAAGAGCUAUAAUCAUGUAUGUUGGUAAAACUGAAUUUAAAGAAGGUUGGUGGAUUGGAGUAAAAUAUGAUGAACCACUUGGUAAAAAUAAUGGAACUGUUAAUGGAAAAAAGUAUUUUGAAUGUUUACCAAAAUAUGGUGGAUUUGUAAAACCAAUACACGUGAAAGUGGGAGAUUUUCCAGAAGAAGAAUUUGAUUUGGAUGAAGAAUUAUAAAACAUUAACAUAUUUCUUUAAUAUGGCUUUUAUAUAUUAAAAAAUAGAACUUAAAAAAAAAUUUUAAACUAAUAAUAUUUAUUAUAUAUAAAAACACUUAAUAUUUUCUUCGUUUUAUUAUAUCUGGUCUCCAAUUUACUGGAUGUGUUUCUUCGGUCUGUAAAUGUUAACACAAAAAAUAGUUGCAUUCGUGCUUUAAUUAUUGAUAUAAUUAAUAUAUAAAAAAAAAUUUUCUUACAGCAGUAUCAUCUUCUUUAUAAACUUUGAUCGUUUUAUCUGCUUCCGUUGUAAUCAUACGAGUACCAGACAUGUCAAAUGUAAUACUAAAUACUCCAGCUUCACUAUCCAUUGAACCCGGUUGAACAGGUGCUUGUAAACGUUGGAAAUUAUACCUUAAAAUUUAUAUAUUUGAGCAAUAUUGAAUAAAUUUAAAAAAUUCUUA